AAUGAGAACAGUAGAGAAAUGAUAGUACGAGUAGAUAGAUGUUUUAAUUUAUAAGUGAAAAGUUGAGAGAUUUUUACAAUGUCAGCUUUAGAAGAACAUAAGCUUAAAAAUCAAAAUACCAAAAUACGUCACAAAUGCGAUUAUUGCGGUAAGCUUUUACUAACUAAAAGUAAUUUGGACAAUCACGUGGAUGGAGUUCAUUUGAAACUAAAGAAAUUUGUUUGCGACGAUUGUGGACAGUCUUUUGUCACGAAAAAAAGUUUGAAUGAUCACGUUAUGAAUGUCCAUCAAAGAAUCAAAAAUUACUCGUGCGACACGUGUGGAAAAGUUUUCGGUUAUGAGAAAAGCUUGGCUGAGCAUAUUGCAAUAGUUCAUGAAAAAAUUAAAGAUCACCAAUGCGGAGAGUGUGGCAAGUCCUUUGCAAAAAAGCAUGAUUUAAUGAAGCACAUUGAUACAGUACAUCUAGAACUCAAAGAACACAUGUGUGAGGAAUGUGGAAAGUCUUUUGGUCAAAAGCAGACUUUAAUGAAGCACAUUGAUAUAGUUCAUUUGAAAAUAAAAGAUCAAAAAUGCGGAGAGUGUGGAAAGUCUUUUGGUUUUAAAAGUGAUCUGAUGAAGCACAUUGAUACAGUUCAUCUGGAACUCAAAGAACACAUGUGUGAGGAAUGUGGAAAGUCUUUUGGCCAGAAAAGUAACUUACGUAGACACAUUACCACAGUACAUGAAAAAAACAAAAAUCACAGAUGUGAAGAGUGUGGAAAGUCUUUUAGUUAUAAAUGUGAAUUGAAUAGACACACUGCCCUAGUUCAUGAAAAAACCAAAGAUCACCAAUGCGGAGAGUGUGGCAAGUCUUUUGGAACAAAGCAUGGUUUAAUGAUGCACAUUGAUACAGUUCAUCUGAAACUAAAAGAACACAAAUGCAGAGAGUGUGGCAAAUCUUUUGCACAUACGGGUCAUCUGACGAAGCACAUAGAUGCAGUUCAUUUGAAAAUCAAAGAUUAUGAAUGUGAAGAGUGUGGAAAGUUUUUUAGUGAUAAAUGCAAUGAAUGUAGCAAGUCUUUCAUUAAAAAAAUAAAGUUGCAUACACACAUUGCUACAGUUCAUGAAAAAAUCAAAGAACACAAGUGUGGAGAGUGCGAAAAGUUUUUUGGAUAUAAGCGUAAUCUGAUGAGGCACAUAGAUUUAGUUCAUUUGAAACUCAAAGAACACAAGCGCGGAGAAUGUCAAAAGUCUUUUGGUGAAAAAAGUAUUUUGAAUAGACACAUUUCUUCAGUUCAUGAAUGGGUAAAAGAUGAAAAAUGCGAAGAGUGAGGCAAGUCUUUCGGACAAAAAAGUGAUCUGACGAUGCACAUAAAUUCAGUUUAUGUGAGCUUCAAAGAACACAUUUGUGGAGAAUGUGAAAAAUCUUUCGGUCAUAUAAGUAACUUGAAUAGACAUAUUAACACAGUUCAUAAAAAUAUUAAAAAUGUAAUCUGAUGAGGCAUAUAGAUGCAGUUUAUUUGUUGAAUAUUUUGAGUCUUAUUACUUCAUUUUGUGAAAUAAAAAAACGGAUUUCUCAUUGAGAUUCGGUGAUUCGAACAUAUUAAUAUUAGUAUACUAUUUCAGUCUGCAGAAGCUCUUUACAGUUUGCUUAUGAAUAUCUUUCCUUUUGACUUAUAUUUUUUUCAAAAAUAUAUGCUAUAUUAAACUAUAUUUCUAGCUGUAGUUGAAAUGUUUUUAUUUUUUAAAUAAUGAUAAAUCUUAUAUUGUAAAUAGUUCAUCUAUUAUUUACUUAUAAAAAGUAGAACUUAUCAACAAUAAAAUUAUGUUUUUCUGACACAUUGUAAAAUUCUAUAUGAAUUAUACAAUAAUUAAAUAAGA
Messenger RNA from Trichogramma pretiosum, 1860 nucleotides. RefSeq names its product zinc finger protein OZF-like. The transcript has a single exon. Gene Ontology annotation, molecular function: RNA polymerase II cis-regulatory region sequence-specific DNA binding; DNA-binding transcription factor activity, RNA polymerase II-specific. NCBI's taxonomy places the organism in Eukaryota, Metazoa, Arthropoda, Insecta, Hymenoptera, Trichogrammatidae. Bases 79 to 1311 code for a protein of 410 amino acids. The record is from RefSeq and is a predicted model, not a curated record. Gene Ontology annotation, biological process: regulation of DNA-templated transcription.